Messenger RNA from Coffea arabica (coffee), 1006 nucleotides. Its product is annotated as diacylglycerol kinase 7-like. Gene Ontology annotation, cellular component: membrane. Gene Ontology annotation, biological process: phospholipase C-activating G protein-coupled receptor signaling pathway. Gene Ontology annotation, molecular function: ATP-dependent diacylglycerol kinase activity. The record is from RefSeq and is a predicted model, not a curated record. NCBI's taxonomy places the organism in Eukaryota, Viridiplantae, Streptophyta, Magnoliopsida, Gentianales, Rubiaceae.
ACAAUUUAUCAUCAAGGGAAACAAACCUAAAACCCAAACAACCUCUGUCCUCUCUUCGUCGUCUUCACCAUUCACCUUCCGUUGCGCAAUUUAUAUGCAUCACUGACAAAGUUUAAUAUCUUAUUCACAUGAGGCAAAAGUUUUUUGGCUUUUAUGCUUUAGUAGUAUGCUUCACGAAAGCCAAGUUAGCCACACGUUGACUGGAGCAACCACAGUAUCGGAGCGGUCAGAAAUUUUAAUUUACUCAGGAUAUAGUUGCAAGCAAGGAUGGUUCUUCACACCGUGCAGCAGUGAUCCAAGUUUGAGGGGACUUAAGAACAUUCUGAGGAUACACAUAAAGAAGGUCAAUUGUUCAGACUGGGAGCAAAUCCCUAUCCCAGCUAGUGUUAGAUCUGUAGUUGCUCUAAAUCUUCCUAGUUAUGGAAGUGGAAGAAACCCAUGGGGAAAUUUGAAGCCAGACUAUUUGGAAAAGAAAGGCUUCGUUGAAGCGCAUGCUGAUGAUGGUUUGCUAGAAAUUUUUGGUCUGAAGCAUGGAUGGCAUGCUUCAAUGGUUAUGGCUGAAGUGAUCUCUGCCAAACACAUUGCACAGGCUUCAGCUAUUCGUUUUGAGCUCAGAGGGGGAGAAUGGAAAGAAGCUUUCAUGCAGAUGGAUGGUGAGCCAUGGAAACAGCCAAUAAACAAGGAUUUUUCGACAUUUGUUGAAAUGAAGAGGGUACCUUUUCAGUCGGUUAUGGUUCAUGGAGACUAAAUUCAACAGCUCCUCCUGGUUUUCUGGACAACUAUGAAUGACAUUGCGAGAGCUUGUCUGCCUGUGAUUAUUGUAAAUCUUUUUUUUUCCCUUUGAACCUAAUGUUAUAAAGUUUACUGCCUUGGCUAUUUGUGUAGUUUUCAACCCUUGUAACUAAAGUCCCCGUUGCACGCUUGUUUGUCCGCAACAGUUUCACAUUUGCAUUAGACUUUGUAAUAUUAUAAUUUCAUCAAAGAAUUGCAAAGUUCUUGCUUUACU